CUAAAAGAGUGCAUUGUGUUUGGGAAAGUAAAAAAUAAAAAGUCAUUGUAAUAAGAAGCUCCCCAACUUCUCAGAAUUCAUACUCUCCAAUCUCCAAAAAUUCCAUGUCAGCAAUUUACUUAUGUUGACCAAAAUCUUGGCCUGGAUGUGAAGUUUGAAUCUUUUAAGUGAUUCUGUGAAGAUCUUCUGCUUCUACUGUAAAGUAUUCUGUUACUGAAACGUUUAUGUUUUUUGUUUUGUAAGAAUAUGUUGGUGUUGUAGUUUUAUUAAAAGUAAAUGUUGUGUUGAUUGGUUGGUGUUGUAAAGAGGAGAAGAAGAAGUAGAUUAUGUAUAGAAAUUUGUGUUAGGGGAGUUGGUGUUUGGGAAAGAUUGUUUUUUUUGUUGUCUGGAAGUGUAUUGAUGGAAGACUCUACUCCUGUUUCUGGGUCAUUUGAUAAGUCUAGGGUAAUGAAUGUGAGGCCCUUGCGGUGUCUUGUUCCUAUAUUCGGAUCAGCAUCAGCACCUAAUUUUCCUUCGUUUCCAAAUCCCCAAGGUGGUGCGCCCUUUGUUUGUGUUUCACCAUCUGGUCCUUUCCCACCUGGGGCUGCCUCAUUUUACCCCUUUUUUGCUACACCAGAGCCUCAAAGGCCGCCUGUACCAAAUCGAAAUGCACCAAUAUCAAAUGCGGUACCAAUCACUUCAUUUAGGACACCGCAGACUCAGUAUGCAGGAGACGAGAAUGGUGAGACAGGCUCUUCAAGAAGGGUUACUAGAAGUCGUGCUCUGUCACGACACCAAAGUGGGGAUGUGCAGGACGAUGGGCAGUAUUCGAGUAGUUUUAGCAUGCACGAUUCAGAUGAUACCGGAAAGGCAGGGAGGUCAAAGAGUAGUAGUAGGUCACAGAGGAGGACUAGGGCUCGCCAGGACAUCAAUAUUGCCUCAACUGAAAUUGACAUAGAUUCAGUAAUUGAAAAUCUUCUUGCAUCUUCUAAUAUUGCAGCAUUUGACAUGAUCCGGCGAGCUGAAGCUGACAAGGAGUCGGUUGGAUGCUUACUCAUGAUAUAUGAUUUUAUCCGAAGAAAGAUUAACCAAAUUGAAGAGUCGAAGGAUGCAGUUCCAGGAGUAACAAGACGACCUGAUUUAAGAGCGGGUGCAAUUUUGAUGAAUAAAGGGAUUCGGACAAAUAUCAAGAAGAGAGUUGGAGCUGUGCCUGGUGUUGAAGUUGGGGAUUGUUUCUUUUUCAGGAUGGAGUUGUGCUUGAUUGGAUUGCACGCACCAUGUAUGGCUGGCAUUGAUUACAUGGGUCUGAAGGUCAGUCAAAGUGAAGAGCCCUUAGCAGUCAGCAUUGUUUCAUCUGGAGGAUAUGAGGAUGAUAAUAUGGAGGAUGGGGGUGUGUUAAUUUAUAGUGGCCAAGGUGGGAAUCACUUCCGGAAAGAUAAAGAAGUAAUGGAUCAGAAGCUUGAAAGAGGUAACCUUGCUUUGGAGAAAAGCUUGCACCGGGGUAAUGAGAUUAGAGUGAUUCGGGGCUUUAAGGAUUUUGCAAAUCCAACCGGGAAGGUAUAUGUCUAUGAUGGUCUUUACAAAAUCCAGGAGUCAUGGGUAGAUAAAGGAAAGUCAGGUCGCAAUGUAUUUAAGUAUAAACUUGUCAGGUUACCUGGCCAGCCUGAAGCGUUCUUGACCUGGAAAUUAAUUCAGCAAUGGAAGGAUGGAGUUAAUUCUAGGGUCGGGGUUAUAUUGCCUGAUCUUACUUCUGGGGCUGAAAGUGCACCUGUUUCUCUAGUAAAUGAUGUUGAUGAUGAGAAGGGCCCUGCAUAUUUCACCUAUUUUCCUGGUCUCAAGAAUGAAAAACCAGUUGAUCCAAUAGAACCUUGUACUGGCUGUAAUUGUGUUGGUGGAUGUCUCCCUGGUAGCAACUGCUCUUGCAUUAAGAAAAAUGAAGGUUACCUCCCUUAUAAUGCAAAUUCAGUUCUUGUGAACCAAAAGUCAUUGCUAUAUGAGUGUGGUCCUUCUUGUCAGUGUCCUUCUAAUUGCCGGAACCGAAUAUCACAAAGUGGUCUGAGAGUUCGUUUGGAAGUGUUUAAAACUAAGGAUAGAGGCUGGGGUCUAAGGUCCUGGGAUCCCCUUCGUGCUGGAGCUUUUAUAUGUGAAUAUGCAGGGGAAGUUAUUGCCAGCGAUAAGCUGGAGGAGCUUGGAAGUGAAAAUGAAGAUGAUUACAUUUUCGAUGCAACCCGCACUUAUCCACUUUUUGAACUGCCAGGUGAUUCUAAUGAGGCCCCAAAGAUCCCACAUCCCCUAAUCAUAAGUGCAAAAAAUGCUGGGAAUGUAGGUCGUUUUAUGAAUCACAGCUGCUCUCCAAAUGUAUCCUGGCAGCCAAUUUUACGUGAAAAUAAAAAUGAAUCUGAUCUCCAUGUUACAUUUCAUGCGGUUAGACACAUUCCUCCAAUGACAGAGUUGACAUAUGAUUAUGGGGCAGUACCGCCUGAAAAAGCAGACCAGAGGAAGAAAAAAUGCCUUUGUGGGUCGGUAAAGUGCAAAGGUUAUUUUUAUUAAUGGUUUAUCAAUGGGCAUCUGGCAAAGAGGAUGGUCCUUGCUAACUUAAUCUUCUUAAAAAGUUGACCUGUGGUUGAUAGCGGGAAUGAGAUUCAAGGUGACUCAGGAAUGCUGGACGCAUUAUUUUGAGAUGUACCUUUGUCUGGCAUGCAAGAAUGCCAAAAUUUUCCCAACUAUGUUGUAGUGAAUGAGGACACCAAAGAUCUCUUCUCAGAAUAUGUAUGUACUACUAUUUGCAAGUUGUAAACUUUACAAGCAGAGCUGUGGUGUUAUUUAGUUUAGCGGCCUCCAUCUCUGCCCUUUUCUUUUCUAGUCAAACUAGUUUUUCCAUAAGAUUUCCUCAUAAUCAAGGUGUACACUUGUAUGUGGUUGAGACUUGAGGAUUGUCUCAUGCACCCAUUCUCAACAAGCAUUCCAAUUUUAUUA
Molecule: messenger RNA, 2955 nt
Organism: Quercus lobata
Lineage: Eukaryota; Viridiplantae; Streptophyta; Magnoliopsida; Fagales; Fagaceae
Product: histone-lysine N-methyltransferase, H3 lysine-9 specific SUVH1-like
Exons: 3
Coding region: 400-2529 (709 amino acids)
Cellular component (GO): nucleus
Molecular function (GO): double-stranded DNA binding; histone methyltransferase activity; zinc ion binding
Source: RefSeq, a predicted model, not a curated record